AGUUGAAAUCUGUGGACUGUAGCUUUAUUUCUCAAGGCUCGUGUGCAGUGAAAUAUGAGUGCGGAAACCCAGGAUGUUCCGAUGGAAGAAUCACCUGCACCCGAAGUGCAAGUUUCCAAAAAUGACCCGCGAUUGAGGUCGAUUAAAAUCAAAACUGGAAGUGUGAAGCGCUUGCAUAAAGAUGUUCUGUACUAUCAAAAAGAGCUGGUUCAACAUACUGAGAAAGUCGAGAAGAUGAAAGCUGACGGUGCUCCGGCGAAAGAAGUUCUGCAUUGGGAAGAUAUGAAAAACGAAACGUCUCGGGUUAUUCCGGAUGUCACUCGUCGUCUGAAGGAAACUUUCGAAGAUUUGAAGAACGUGCUGCAGCAAGAAGACGAUCUCAAAGAAGAGGAAGUUUAUAAAGUGGCAGAAGCUGCUCUCAACGAAGCUGCGGGCACAAUUCAAGCUGUCUAAUCAAUUCUGCGCACGGUUUUGAUUCGAAACGAAAUGAUGUAACCAGCUUUUGCAUUUAUCUCGUGGCGUUCUCUAUUCCGUCCUUGUGAUGCUUGGUGUAAUUUUUUUUUUCUGAAUGAGCACUUGAUCUGUGUGGAUUGCUUCACCGUA
Molecule: messenger RNA, 603 nt
Organism: Notodromas monacha
Lineage: Eukaryota; Metazoa; Arthropoda; Ostracoda; Podocopida; Cyprididae
Source: the annotation of a GenBank genome assembly